Messenger RNA from Brugia malayi, 1551 nucleotides. RefSeq lists its product as uncharacterized. The record is from RefSeq and is a predicted model, not a curated record. Gene Ontology annotation, molecular function: monocarboxylic acid transmembrane transporter activity. The transcript is spliced from 12 exons. NCBI's taxonomy places the organism in Eukaryota, Metazoa, Nematoda, Chromadorea, Rhabditida, Onchocercidae. Gene Ontology annotation, biological process: transmembrane transport; monocarboxylic acid transport. The coding region runs from base 1 to 1551 and encodes 516 amino acids.
AUGAAAAAUGAAAAGGAUUGUUUGGCAGCAGAUGGAGUUUUAAUUAGGGGUAGCAGUUCGAAAACGAACAGCGGUCUACCAAUAUCUCCACCAGAUGGUGGGUAUGGUUGGGUUAUCGUACUUGCUUCAUUUUUUGCCAAUGUUAUUGUGGAUGGAAUUAUUUAUUCGAUUGGCGAAACACUUGUUGAAAUUUGGGAGCAGGAUUUUAGAACAACAGCUAUGCAAGCAUCUAUUGUGCAGUCAUUACUUACUGGAUUUUACUUUCUUGCAGGUCCGAUGGCAAGUGGGCUUACAAAUUUAUUUGGAUGUCGCUUGGUUGUCAUAGCUGGUUCUAUUACAACAUUUGUUGGUUUCAUUUUAUCUUCCAUCGUACCAACACUUUCAUUGCUUUACAUCACGUUCGGUAUUAUUGGAGGAAUUGGCUUUGGACUUGUUUAUUUGCCAUCAAUAUUGGUUGUGAAUCAGUACUUUGAGAAACGAAGAGCCCUCGCUAUGGGAAUAGCUGUAUGUGGUUCAGGUAUUGGUACCACCGUAUUUUCACAGUUAUUUCCAUUUUUACUAGAAGUUUGUGAAAACAAUUGGAGGCAUUUUCUCGUUUAUGCAGCAUUUAUUACACUUCUGUCUGUCUUAUGUGGUUUGUGUUAUCGAAAAAUACCGUUAGAAAUACCGUCGGAAGAUAAUGAGGAUAAAAGAAUGAAAUCUGAUUCUGAUUCGUCCUAUGAAGGAAACGAUGGACAUGACAGUUUGUCUUCACAGCUCACUAUCAACCAUUCAAUAUCUAUGAGUAGUCUGCAAGGAAAAGUGUUUCAAGAUGAAGCCGAAGAAAUGACUGGUAAUUAUUUAAUGAUGAUUUCAAGAACGACGACACAAGUACCGUUGCAAAAAUCUAGAAAGGCAUUUCCUUUACAAAACAUUUUGCGUUCAAUGAUUGAUACAAGUUUGCUGUCAGAUCCGAGCUUUAUAUUGAUUGCAAUCACCGCUUUUCUGACACUUUGUUGUCUCUUUGCAAUUAAAGUAGGUGCGACUUCAAGCCAGCAAUCAUAUUUAUUAUUUGUUAUAGGGCUUGUUAAUAUCUUUGGACGAAUAUUAUGCGGGCUAAUAUCGGAUUUACCAAACGUAGAUCCGUUAUUUAUUCAUAAUCUGGGCAUAAUCAUUGGCGGUCUAGCAACUUGCAUCGUACCAUUACUAACACAAUAUUGGAUGUAUGUAGUAUAUACAAUACCGUUUGCAUGGAGUGUUGCAUGUUUCUCAUCACUUCGUGCCAUUAUUUGUAUUGAAUUACUCGGUUUGGAAAAGUUUUCUAAUGCUUUUGGGAUGAUGAUGCUCUCUAUGGGCAUUGCUGCUUUAAUUGGUCCACCACUUGCUGCGCUAUUUAAAGAUCUAAGCGGGAAUUUCGAUCUGUCAUUUUACGUAAUGGGUUCAUUGCUAACACUGAGUGGAGUGCUUUGCAUACCACUUCGAAUAGUCAAAUCACGCAUAUCAAAUCCAAGAUUGCCGAGAAAUACCAGACAAUCAGGGCUGCAGUCCAUGAAUAUAACAGAACGAUUUUGA